Messenger RNA from Hemicordylus capensis (graceful crag lizard), 4650 nucleotides. RefSeq names its product coiled-coil domain containing 150 (gene CCDC150). Lineage: Eukaryota; Metazoa; Chordata; Lepidosauria; Squamata; Cordylidae. The transcript is spliced from 28 exons. The record is from RefSeq and is a predicted model, not a curated record. Bases 276 to 3515 code for a protein of 1079 amino acids.
UCAGCGCGUAUGCCUCUCUCUCUCUCGUCUGUCUCAUUGCUCUGAAGGAGCGAAGAGGAAAAAACGACAGGGAGUCCCACGGUGCAGUAAGAUCUCGGUCGCGCAUGCGUCGGUUGGAGUCCUCGCAGGAAGCGGGCCAGUUUGAAACUGCAAAGGAGCUCCAUGGAAACAAGGGCGGGGAGCGUCAGGGCCGAAGAGACCCGCGGAGCUAAGCUCUGGAGGUAGCCCCGGGGAGCUCCUGCGGGGGCUCCGUGUCCCUGGGAGGAGAGAGAGUGAUGGCAAGGCCAAUAAUUUCACCAAUGAGCGUCAGUGCAACAACUCCUGAAACUGUCGUGGUGCUGGACCAGAGGAUGAGAGUGGUUGAAGAGCAGACAAAUGCACUUUUGAGAGAUCUAGAGAAACUAGGUGUGAAUGGAGACAGUAUGGAACUCUUCCCUUCAAAACCCUUGGAGAACUGGGAUGGCCACCGGUCUAUCAGUCCUGUCCAUGCUCGAGUGGCAUUUGUUGGAAAGAAUGACACACUGUGGAGAACCUGCGAAACUCUCGUGAACCGGAUGUGCCGGCUGGAGAGUGUAGUGCAGACCCUGAAACUGAACAUGUUCCGGCUGCAAACGGAAAAAGAGUUGAAUCCAAAGCAUGCAGCCAAUUUAGAACAGCGCCUCAACACAAUACAGGAGGAGCAUAUACAAGAAUUAAAGGUGUUGCAAACGGAGGGGAGAACGUUGUACCAGCAGCUGAGCGAGUCACGAGAAGAGGAGGGAAAAGCCCGUGAUCAAGUGCAAAGACUGAGUGCUGCUCUUGAGAUUGCCACUGCAGCAAAGAGAGAUGUAGCCAUUGCUGCAGAGGAGCUGAAGGUGACAAACAAUCAAAUGAGCCAUAAACUAAAAGAGCUAAAGGAGCACCUGUCCAAGGAGCGUAGCAUGCGGGAAACGCUGGAAGAAUCUCAAGCAGUCCUGCUGUAUCGUAUGCAGGAUAUGGAAGUGACAGUGGAGAAAGAACGGAAACAGGUUCAUAUUCUGCAGCAGGACAGCAGUAGUCUACGCCAGGAUAUUCAGAUAAUCCAAGAAAAGCUGCUGAAGGAAGAAGAGAGGACUGUCCAACUGGAACAGGAAUGUAUACAGCUUAAAGCUGAUCUAGAAUCCCGAGAGACUACCAUUUCCAGGCUCAGUGAAGAAGGAAAAGCUGUGCAGGUGUCUUUCAGCAAAGAACAUGAGGAGAACUUGCAGCUGCGAUCCGAAAUCACUGCUUUGCGAGAUGUGGCAGAAAAAGUGCAAGUACUUAAUGAACAGUUGGACCAACAGUGUGCAGAACUGAACGGCACCCUUCAAAGUGUUACCAUGGAGAAAGCUAAACUUAUCUCAGAUCACCAGGCUGCCCUUAAGGCAGAGCAAGAUAAAAUUAGUCAGAAACUGCAAGAACAAGACUUGCUUCUGGAUGCUGCUCGGGCCAGCAUUAUGGAAGAGCUGCAGAUUGUGCAGAAUGAAAAGGCUCGGCUUCAGAGAGAAAUAGAAGCCUUACAUGCAGAGCAUGCUGACUGCAAGCAGAGAGCCUGUCAAGUUGAGGAGAGCACAGCCACCCAGAAGGAGCUGCUGGAGUCUACAGUUGCCAGGUUACGAAGUGAGCUAGAGGCUGCUCUGCAGGAGAAAGACUCCCUGCUGAAGGAAAAGGAGAAACUAGGGGAAGAGAUGCAAAAAACGAUACACGAAAGGACACAAGAGAACAACAAAUUGGAAGCAGAACUAACAGAGAAAAAGUUGGAGAUUGAUCCACUGAAAGACACACUGAAGAUACUAGAAGAAGAAAACAAGAACUUACUGGAGCGGGAAGCUGCCAUGAAACACCAACAGCAUGCCCAGCAACAAGUAGACCAGGUUUUAGCAGAGCUGACAGACAACAAAAAUAAACUGGCAUACGAGAAAGGAAAACUUCAGGUUAGAGUACAGCAGCUGGAAGAGGAUGUGCAGUCCCUUGCAGAUGCACAUUCAGAAAAUAGUCAGCUUCGCAAGCGGUAUACUGCUUUGGAGACCAAAUAUAAUCAGGCCAAUACAGAACUUGCCUCCGUCAGAAUUAGCAUGCAGAGGAUGGAAGCACAGCUAAAACAGACACAGUCUGUCCUUGUCUGCACAGAAGAAGAAUUUUCUAAUGCAGUCCAAUCCCGUGAUGAGGCAUUAAAAGAGAACCAGAAGAUUAAGGGACAAAUAAGUGCCAUAGAAGAGAGAGGGAAGCACAAGGUGGCAACUCUACGACGCAAGGUGGAAGAAGCAAAACAAGAUAACUUCAAAAUGACAACAAUGCUAGAAAAUGUGUUGGCUUCUCACAACAAAAUGCAGGUAGCUCUGGAGAAGGUGCAAACUGAGCUGGGGCGCAAGGAUUCGGAGAUUGCUGGCCUGCGGAAGGAUAGGACACAGUUCCAGCAAAGGAUUCAGAAGUUAGAAGAGGAGCUGGAGCAUUGCCAUAGCAAACUGGUCUUGGAAACUCAGCACAGUAUGAAGAUAGACCCACUCCGUAAAGCUCUGGAAUGCUCUAAAGCAGACAACAAGAAACUUCUUCAAAAUUUAGAACAAACCCGGCAGACUAAUAGUGUCCUGCAAAGCAAGUUAAUUCUUGUUCAAGAUGAGCUGGAAAGCAAAGAAGCAGAGUACCAGCAACUAUUGGAAUGCAGGGACCAGCUCAUUGAAGAGAGCAAGCUGGAGGCAAAGUUGUAUGGAGAACGCAUAGAGACUCUGAAGAAACAGUUUCAGACUGAACGAGAAGCAGCAAAGAAAGCAGCCCACAAGGAAUCAUCUGAGUUAAAGAAAGCCCUUGAAGAGGCCUGCUCUAAAUCGAGCGAAAUGUCACGCUCCAACAGAGAACUGCGGGCAAAAGUAACAGAGCUGGACGAGGCACUGGCUAGCCAAAAGGCGAAGCUGAAGAGACAGAAAGCAGUAAUCGCACGGUACUUUAACUCCAAGGCUGACAAUGCAGAGAGGAUAAAGGAGAUUGAAUCAGAGUUGAGGCAAAUGGAGGAGAUGAAGCAACAGUACCAGAAGAAAAACUAUGAGCAGUCCCUUAGCAUCAAGGAAUUUGUCAGUGAGUUAACAAGCCUACAAAGCGAGAUGCAAGAACUGGCCAAAAAUCAACAAGAAGUAGCAAAAGAGAACCAGAACCUGGAGAGUCAGCUGGAAGCAGAACGCAAACAGAGGAAGCAGCUGGUAGAACACUGUCAGACUCUGGAAGAUACAGUCAGACACUUGAAGAAAUGCAAAGAGGAUACUGAACAGAAACUGAAAGAAGCCAGUGUGGAGUCAGAACAGAUAUCCGCUAACCUGGAAGAAGCUCACCGUUGGUUCAAGUCUAAGUUUGAAAAUCUACAGCAUGAGCUGGCAAAAAGACGGCCACUGGAGAUUCCUUGUGAACAAGACGAUAAGGAGGAAAAGCCAGUGAAGCUCCCCAGCCAAGCAUGUCUGAAGCGCUGGGAGACCAAACACCACCUGAAGUUCGUCUCCAAGAAAUACCUAAAUGAGUUAAAGAAGUGAUGGGCUUUUUCUUCAGGAGGUUCCGGGCUGCAAGAGAUGAGCCUGCACCUGUGAACAGUGCUGUUCAGGCCAGGGUCUCCAGCACCUACGGCUACCUCGAGGGAGCUUAAGGCUGGGCCUUUUCAAAGUGUAAGCAGGUAGCAAAGGAGGCUUUGUGUGAACUAGGCAUGCUCUACAAUGAGGAAGAGAAGUCCUUUUUAAAAAUAUAUACAAACUGGCAAAAGGGAAAACCUCUAAUCAUUCAUUAAGUACUCAACUCUUAAAAGACUUCAGAGGUAUCUUCCAAGCAGGAAAAGUGUUUUAUUAAAUAAUGUGUGUGCCCUAGUUCUAAAUGCUUCCUUUAGGGCUCUUGGACUACAGAUCUACAAAGAGUAUAAAGCUGGCGGCUGGUGUGUUCUUACUGUCUGCCCCCAGCUGCAGUCGCAACUUCUGGAUGCAGGAGACCACUACAGGAAGACUUCCUCUGCAAUGCCCAGUGGAUGACAGUCUGUCCAUUCAUGGAAAGGAAAAGCCCCCAUCUUGGUUUGCACAAUGUCCCUCUUUCUAAGCCCGAAAGGUUGCUAUAGUCAGAAUGGGCUAGGACUCCUGUGGUGAAGUCCAGUGUCUGAGCAAGUGUAAUUCUUCCCACCACUGCAAUGUUAUGUUAGGAGAAGAUGCAAUACCUGCUGAAAAUGCUUCCCUCUACACAACUACUGAAAGGCUAGGAGUCCGGUUUUGUGCUAGAUCAGUCAAGCUGAGCUCCUCUGUUGCCUCUGCUGUCCCUCCCCCCAUUUCACAGCUCAUGAUUUUUUAGGAGGGCCUUCCUCUUAAUGGGUCAUUAUCAGUAAGAAAAUGAAACUACAAGGUGUGGGGGGAGGGGGGAUCAAAGCCAGAGAACAAUUCAAUUCAUUCUAUAAUCAUUCAUUUAAACUAGUGUGGCAGUUGAUAAAUUUACAGAGCUGGAAAACACUUGCUUGGGUCUGCAAUAGAAGGUGCCCAAAAUAAAAGAUCUUCCACCCAGCUACUUGGUUUCAUCAUAAAUCAUGGGCGAAGCUGUGUUGUACUUUUACUCUAGUUUUCUGACCUCAUUUCUCCAUUUCGGACCACCCCAAAAUAAUAAAAUUAAUAAAUUAAAAUAUACUUUUGCUUUUCUGGA